AUGCAUGUGCCCCGUUUACUUCGAAAGGCUGGUGUCACUCAGCUUCCCCGGACCUUGUCUCCGGUGCCUUUGCCAGGUGGACAGCUUUUGGAGCCAGUGACGGGCGUCCCAUCCUCGCAGCCAGGUCAGACGUCAGCAGCUUCGACAAGCCCUUCACCCUUUGUUGCGGCGAGCUUCGAAGCGGUGGAUACGAACCAGGAUGGUGUCAUCACCCGUGCAGAGUUCCAACAAGCAGCGAACAGCGGCCUCAUCUAUCCAGUCGGCAGUGCGCCCGUGAGGUCUGUUUCGCCUAUGCAGCAUCGUGGUGUCCCUGCGUUUGCAUAUGCGCAGCCAUUGAAUCGUGGAGUGUCGCCAGAGCCAAGGAACCCGGCGGGUCAGCUUAUUGUUGGUGGCAGCUCUCCACACCUGGUGCAGGCCAUGCCGGGAGCUCCAGUCCAGACCGUGUCGGCUGUGGCCUUAGGACAGGCUUCACAAGUCCCCAAUAUUCAGGUGAUGCCACCUCCGUCUGAGCCCGAGCCGCCACAGAAUUUUUCCGAGGAUCUGAUCAAGCGCAUUGAUGGGGUCGUGACCGAGAUGGAGCGGGAGCUCUCAGACGAUCUGGCAGCGUGUGUGAAGUCUCCGCUGAACGAGCUGAACACUGCUGUCAAGGCGGAGUUGGGUGGCACCACGGAAGACGCCGAUGGGGCUGGCGACAACGAAAGCACGCUUGACUGGAUUGACAAACAGAUCCGGGCUAUCGAGCAGCGCCGUGAGGCUUGCGAGCUGAGGCAGACCCAUCUUUCCGAUUUGCGGCGCCUGGUUGCAGAUGGUGAACGUGGGCAGCUAUCAGGCCGCCGCCUCAUUCGUGACGAAGGGCUCUAUGCUGCACCGCCGGAGGAUUUCGAUGAGGCCGGGAACAGCCCCGCCCGGCGGCUCUCGAUCCUCGAGGCGCACAGGGCGGACAGAUGCUGCAGCGGUGGGAUGGGUGGAGUCUGGAAGGGCUGUUCCUACCGGCAGGGGAGGGGCAGCAACAAGGGUAGACCCCGUCCAAAACACGGAGCCCGGAAAGAGGCAUAUGAGGAGAUUGGGGCUGGAACUCAGCGGGCGACCGAAGCAGAGGAGCCUUCCUUCAACUUGCCAUUGGCUGCUGCUGGGCGGGCUUGUGGGCUGUUGGACCAGGCGCUUGGCUUUGCAGCUCACUUGAAGCCUUUGGCCAGCCACCGGUUCUUUGCCAGCGGUUGGGGGGACCUUCAGCAACUUCAGGAUGCUCGUGCUUUUAUGGACGACUUUGUGCUGGAAUAUUCACACGGCGUUGCGGCACCCUCGGUGUCCUUCGGACCAGAGUCGCCUCUUUUCGGGGGCUUGGGUUUUCGCUGCCGUGGAGAGUUUCCGAGCCCCCUGGCAUCCUAUCUGCCGGAGGAGAGCAAACUUUGUGACUUUGAGCUCCUCAUGCCGAAGGAUCGACAACCCUGGGCAUGCGUGGUACAGUUUCCAGGCACAGCAGACCAGUCGUACUUGUUCCGUAAGGUGAUGCUGGGCCUGCCGCUCUUGCGAGAAGGUGUCGCCUCGGUGCUGAUAACACCACCAUUCUACGGCGCGCGUCGCCCGAAACAUCAGACACUGCACUACAUAAGCACUGUCGCCGAGUUCUCCCAUCAGAGCGCGGGCCUUCUCCUGGAAGCCAUGCAGAUUCUGGAUUGGCUUCGUGAAAAGUUCCCCCAUGCCUGCUUGGGAAGCACGGGCAUCUCCUGGGGCGGGGCAAUGGCUUCGUGCCUUGGGUUUUUGGGGAAGAAGCAUGAUUUGGCUGUGGUGCCCUGCCUUCCCUCCGCCGACCCCGAGGUCUUGAUCAGUGGGGCCUUGCGUGGCGAGGUGGCUUUGGACCGUUUGGCAGAGGAAAGCCAUGGCCUUGAUGCACAUGAAUCCGAGAGCCUCCUGCGUGGCCUGUUGUGUGCCAUGAGCACCAGGGAGCUCAACGAAAUGGUGAUCCCUGGGUCUGUCGGUCGAAAGGUCGUGCUGCAGGUCAGCGCUUUCUACGAUACAUUCGUGGACAAAGGAUCGAGCCAGGUGAACUUCCGCCUGCUGCGUGACCUGGACUCCAAGGCUCAGUUGCGCUGGGUUGCUGGUGGUCAUGCCUCUUCCCAUGUCGUGGCCCGUUUUCUCUUCUCGAAGUCCAUUCUCACCGGUCUUCGACGUCUCGCAGCCCACCAGCAGCACGCCGAACACGAGGAGCUCAAGAAGCAGGUCGAGUCUGAACGGCUGGAGCUCCUGAAGGUGCGCUCCAACCUGGAGAUGGAGUGUGAGCGUCGCUUAGAAGAGGUGCGGGCGCUUGCAGACUCGGUCCAGGAGGGUCGGCAGCGCGCUAUAGUUGCCGAAGAGGCAGCUAACCAGCGCGCCAAAGAAGCCGGCUUCCAGGUCCAAGUGCUGCAGGAUCGCCUACGUGAGGCAGAGGCAACCUUAGAGCGUGAGCGCCAGCAGUUCCGCGCAGCGCAAGAAGCGCAAGCUGCGGCAGGUGCUGAUCUCCGGCAACUGGAGGAGAACUCUCGCGCGGUGCUUGCCGACUGCCGUGCUCUACAGCAGAAGGUUCGUGAGCUUGAGCUGGAACGAGCGGCUUUCCUCGAAGUCCAGGCGAAAUCCGAGGCACGCUGCAAGAAGGAAGCACCGGUUGUUGUUGUUGAAGCAGUGUUGAUUGUGCACUCGGCCUGCAAGGAAGAGCGCAAGGCCAUGAUGGGUCGCAUUAGCCAGUUUGAGGAUGAAAAAUCACGAGACAUUGAGUCGGUGCUACAGCAUCACCGCGAGCAGUGGCGGGAGGCUGCCAACAGGGAAUCCGAGCAGAUGCUAGCAGCUCAGUGCAUCGAUUCCGAAGCUGUGGCUGUGGCUGUUGUCGCAUCGGACCUGGAGAGGCAGGCCCAAGCCAGGGCUGCCGAACCGCACCCGACCGUUCUCAAGGAGCUGGAAGACCUGAGAGCCGAGCGUGUGAGGCUUCAGGCCGAUCGCGAUUCGGAGCAGCGGGCGAGAGUGGAGGUGGAACAGCGCCAUGCUGCAGCACGGGCCUUGGUGAUCGUUUCAAAAGCGGGAGGGGUGCAGCGUGGGAAAUCUAAGCCAGUGAAGAUCGAUCGCGAAAGGGCUGAGCUGCGGGAGGAAAGCUUACGGAAGUUCCGGUUGCUGCCGAAGCGAUGGUCCAAAAAGAUCAGCGACGAGCCGCAGACAUCGCGGCCUUUAGGGGCAUCGCAAGCAAGGCGCAUGUUACUUUUUGAGAACGCCGCUGCGCUUGGUGACGAGGAGUGGCUUCAGGCCCUGCUAAAGGCCGGUGUCGACGUAAAUGGAAGGAACCUGUUCGGGCAGACUGCCUUGUUCUUGUCUUCGUGGUAUGGCCAUGAGAGCGCAGUCGCUGCACUCAUCUCCCACGGUGCUGAAGCUUUUCCUGCAGGUGGAGGCAUCACGCCAAAGCAGGUGGCAGAAGCAAUGAACCAUCAUGGAGUUGUGGAGAUGCUUUGUAAAUCUUUCACUGCAAAUGCCGAUGAUACUGUAACAAGCGUAGCAGAUUAUUUCAAGGCAUCGGCUUAUUCCAAAGCGGCGCCGCAGUUUCUUCUCCCCGAGCCUGACAUGGUAGGAAGCUGGCUGUUUCUUGAAAGCUUCGAGGAUGACUUUCUACAGAUGCUGGAGAAUUUGGGGCACAGUCUGCCUGUACCGGAGACAGAGAUGGGCCGGCGAGCAGCAGAGCGCCUCUUCUUUUGUGAUGCGAUCGGCUGUGUUCAGGAGGCCCUCACAUCUCUGCUGCAAUCCGCGGGAUUUGGUGAUGUGCACGUUUCUCCAUGGCUUAGGUUCUUGCGAUACAAAAGCCCCAAUGUUCCCCUGGUUCCCCAUGUUGAUUACCAGUGGUUACCUGGAUAUAUCUCUUCAGCGCUGCCUGGCUACUCGCCGGCUGGGCUCAGCACAACCCACACGUUGCUCCUGUACCUGACUGAUUGUCACGACGGCGGUGAGACUUGGCUGCUUCCAGCAGCCUCUGAGGUUUCGGACACUCCCGAGGCGCUAGCACGUGUCCCUGCACGUCGUGGCCGUGUUCUCCUUUUUCCGCACGAGCGGCUUCACAUGGGCACUGCGCUGCGACGACUGCCAAAGAUGAUGCUUCGAGCCGAUGUCAGACUGGGCUCAGCGCCGCGUGCGAAAACACAGUUGGAUGUGGGUGUGCUUGAGUACAGCUGUUGCAAGGAGAGCCUCAGCUCCGAAAGCUUUAUGCUCCUAGGCAGUCAAAGAUGCAGCAAUGCUAAGAGAAGAUCAGCAGCCGCUCACGCAGCGGAAGAGCGUGCAAAGGAGGGCGGGGUCAUGUCUUGGCAUCGACUGCUGGCAUCGCAGGCCAGGAAACGUUUGCCCUGGCAGGAGGAUGUCGCAGCGAAGCACAACGCCGUGUUGGCGGACAUGGAAAGGAUUAAGGGUGACAAGCUGGAGUUGGAGAAGGAGCUGCGCAAGGACCAAGCUGCAGAGAAGCAAGCCAGAUUGCUUGCAGAGCAGAAGCAUGCUGCAGCCCUUGAGGAUGCAAAGCGCCUGAAGGCUGACCAAGAAAAGUUGCAAGCGGACAAACAGGCUGAGCAACAGGCACGCGCGGAGGCCGAGCGCAAGCACCAGUCAGUCUUGAAGGACAUGGAGCAGGUUCGCGCAGACCACCAACGGGUGAGCCAAGAGAAGGAAGAGGAAGCUCGUCUCCGCGCAGAGGCGGAAAUGAGGCAUGCAGCCGUUGCCAAAGACAUGCAGAAGCUCCAGGAAGACCACUCGAGGCUUAAAGCCGACAAAGAUGCCGAAGAGCAAGCCAAGCUGGAGGUGCAGCGACUCCAUCAGGAGGUGCUGCGAGAGAAGGCGUCUGGACAUGGUCACUUGCAGGAGCUUUUGGAGGCCGAGAGGCGGGCCAAGGAAGAGAUGCAGCAGCGCCACGCAGCGGUGGAAGGCGACAAACAGAAGAUGGCCCAGGAUCAGGCCAAGAUGCAAGCAGACCAGGCCCGCGAAGCUCAGCUAAGAGCGCAGGCUGAACAAAAGCACGAAGAGCUUGCACGAGAUAUGCAGAAGUUACGUGAAGAUCAACAGCGUCUGCAGUCCGACAAAGAAGCUGAAAGCCAGGCCAAAGCCGAGGCCGAGCGGCGACAUGCUUCAGUUCUUCAGGAUAUGCAGAAGCUGACGGCAGACAAGCAGAAGCUGGAGGCAGACCAUGCUGCUGAGAGACAGGCGCGGCAAGAGGCAGAGAGGAAGCAUGUGGAAGUUCUGCAAGACCGAGAGAAGAUGUCUUCGGACAUGCACUCCCUUCAACGAGACAAGGAUGCAGAGACUACAGCCAAAGAGGAGUAUGCACGAAAACACGAGGCCGCCUUGAAGCAGCUGGACCUGGUGAAGGCUGACCAGGCCAAGCUGCGCUUGGACAAGGAGUCUGAAGCUCGUGCCAGAGCAGAUCUGGAAGCAAAGCAUCAGGCUGUCCUGCGUGACAAGGAAGAGAUUCAGGCACAGCAUCUGAAGGUCCAGCAGGACAGAGACAGGCUGGAAGCGCUCCAUGGCCAUGCGUCGCGAGACCACGAAGAGGCCCACGCGAAGCUCAGAGCUGCGCACGAGGCCGAACUGAAGCAUACCAAGGACUCGCAUGUGCAGCUCAAGGCAGAAUGGGAAGGCAGACACCAGGACUUGUUGCAGGAGCUUGAGAAGCUCCGUGCCGAGCACCGCAAGCUCCAGCAGGAGCGGGAUGACGAGCGACGAGGGCGAGAGCGUGUUCACAGCGACCACCAAACAGCCCUUCGCGACGCUGAGUCAACCAAGAUCCAACUGGAUGGCCUCAAGGCUCGCAAUGCAGGCGACCGAGCCUCCCUAGACGAGGCAAACGGCAGGCUGCGCGCACUUCAAGCCGAGCGGGAUACCUUGGCGGCAGACGUCACCACGCUCAAGAAGUUGAAGGAAGAAAAGAGCAAAGCAGAAACGGACCUCCGGGAAGCCUUAAACAACCAGGAGGCGGAGGUUAAGCUGCUGCAGAAGAAGUUAGACGAGCGAGACCAGGAGGCUCGACAAUCCGAAGAUAAGCGGCGAACGCAGGAAGAGAAUUUGUCAAGGCUGCUGUCACAGCUGGCUGCUGAGAAGAAGGAUACGGAAGAGUUGAAGCGUGAACUGGAGCAGGUUCGCCAACAGGGAUUGCAGAUCCAGAGGGAAGCAGAGGAAAUUCAGAAUACUUCGAGCGACUGGCAGCGAAAGUAUGAGGAGCUCACCAGACAACAUCAGGAGUUGAAGACCGCCACAGCAUCCAUAGCAAAAACGAGAAGUGACGCUGAAAUGCGGGCGCAUCGGAUGUCCCUCUGGGCAGACCCGAUGAACUUCUUGGCUGGCUUGGAGGAGGAGCUGCUGCCUGGAUCCAACGCGGAAGUUGUCCUACAGGUGCGCAAGGCGCACAAGGAGCUGGAAGACAACAUUUCGAAUGCCACGGAGGUCCACAUCAAAUCCAUCAACGCUCAGCUGGAGGGAGCUGCCAUUGCCGAGAGCAAGGGCCUGCCCCUUCGGCGUGGGCUUACCGACUACGAAAAAAGGACGGAGAUUGAAUCUGAGCGCCACACUGAACAACUCAGACUGGAUGCACGGCUCCAUGACUUGCGGGCCCUGCAGGAAGAGGUAGCUUUGGAGCACAGCCUGUCAGAGUCAGACCAGCAGAAGAUCAAAGAGUACCUGCAGCGGGACAUGAAGCGCUGUGAAGAGGAGCUGGAGAUACUGAAGCCGACGUCAGCUCUUGCAUCAGUCCCCGACCAGCUCAUCGAGGUCCUUCAAGCCAUGGCACAGGACGACAUGCCAGAACGGUUCGAGCACGGCUACUCGCCUAUGCAUUGGGCAGCUCAUCGAGGUCGCCGAGACCUUGUGGAAUUCCUCCGUCGUCUUGUGGACAACGGCCACGGCCUCUUGUCAUCCCGAGAUGACCAAGGUCGCACACCGCUCUUCUAUGCCGAACGGGCGGGACGCACGGGCUUGGCCUACCACCUGCGCCGGGUGGGAGGCGAAGCGGACCCCUUCAGGCCAGCUUCUGAGCGGCCGCAAGUGGAUUCCUUGCCUGCUGCCUACCAGCAGGUCCUGCGGCAAGUCGAGACCAGGGGAUGGCAUUCCAUGAAGUGGAAGGAGGACUACACCAUGCUGCACUGGGCUUCGAGCAAAGGCCACAAGGAUCUCGCCAUGUACCUGAUCAGUCUCAAUGCUAACCCGAACGACCUUGACAGCAAGGGCCGCACGCCCGCCGCCUGUGCCACCGAAGCCGGCCACAUGGACCUAGUUGCUGCUCUGCAGGCCCAGGCCACUGUUCCCCGGAAAUCCUUUGCUCAUGGGGCCUUCGGUGGCACCGAAUGA
Symbiodinium sp. CCMP2592 is the source of this 7332-nucleotide messenger RNA. Lineage: Eukaryota; Dinophyceae; Suessiales; Symbiodiniaceae. The record is from the annotation of a GenBank genome assembly.